UCUACCUGCGCAAGAGUCACAUUCCGUCACCCACCUUCACGAUUGGCCGCCGAGGCUGUGAAGGCUUCGAAACAGUUUUAAAUUAAUUUUAGAAAGUUGGCAGUGUUAAUAAGUGUAUACGUAGUUUAGUGACAAAAUGAUAACGGCCUAAGGCAGUAUAAUGUCUCGAAUACUUUGUCUCUUGGCAAUUCUUGGCAUAGCAUCAGCCCAACUCACGUUGGACGGCAUCAGAUGCGGUCAGCUGACUUGUCAACUUGAUGAGUACUGCUCGCCCGAGACCAACCGAUGCGCGCCAUGCAGCGUCGCUUGCAACAAAUCUCAUCACAAUUACGACUCUGGCCUUUGCAUCAAGGAGUGUCAAGGAUAUUUGUUGGACUUGAGAUACAUGCGCAAGUCGGAAAGCAUCGCUCCGCCAUCGGAUAUUAACAGUGUCCAGCGUCAAGCGCAGACAGCGUUGAUUGUGAGCAGCGUGGCUCUCGCUGUACUUCUUUUAGUCGUUAUAAUACUUUGUAGAGGAAGACUGUCCUGGAGAUAUAUCAAGCAAAAGUUACAACCGAGUAAGAAUCGCGUUAAACAAUACCCGACGGACUUAACACAUCACAAUCCACACGCUGAGCUCCCGAAACCUAAGCCCGAAUUGAAAUUGGAAAUACGAAAUUCCGAACCACCGAAGCGACAAAACCAACAGCCACUCAACGCCAGGGAUUUAGAUACUAGAACACAAACUGAAGGUAGCCAGGGAGCUACAACACCGAAGACCAUAAGCACUGCUCUUAGUAAUAGACAUCCGGCUGAAGAUACGACCUUAGAUUUUUCAUACGACAACAUGGGUAUGAAUGUGACUCCACCCGAACAACCGGCAGCUAGUCAUAAAUUCUGAGAAUCGAUUAUGACACUCGGCAGUAAAUCCGUGACAUUUACGAACGUUACCUAGAACAAUCAAUAGUCGUCAUCAAAUCGUUCAUCAAGAAUUUGUGGCCAAUCAAUACGGUUCUACUAAUUUGAAACGAUAUGAUGUUUCAACUAAGUAGUUACAAUAAGCGGAGGAUCGCUUUAAACAUUUCACAAUAGUAAUAAUUUCAAACAUUUUUUAAUAUUCCAUUCGUCGCUAAUCACUAAAGCCAAACGUUCGUCCGCAAAAUCGAGCAACUUAGUCGACUCAUUAGCGGAAUUACGAAACAUCACACAGUUCAUAGACAUCACAGACUAAUAUCAGGUAUUAUACGUAAUGUUAGCUGAACAGGAAGGAAUAUCGUCGGAUAUCACUAAUUGAUAAUAUUAAAACAUGAUACGGCAUUGUGAUGCAUACUUAAUUACAUAAUAUUGAAUGUAUAUCUUAUAUUUGGAAAUAAUUUUAAUUGAAUAUAUGAAACUUAAACUACGCAGCAUACUUUAUAAUAUCGAUUUAGGAAGUUAAACGAAUAAAAAUGUAAUAUAUAAUGUAUAUGAGAUUUAUAUUACGUCAUCAUUUUUAUUAUUUAGAAUUAGUGUUAAUAAUGAUAAUGAGUAAUAUUUUAUAAUGUGUGUAUUCAUUAAGCAAUACUUGUAGUUGUACUCGUUAUGAGAAUACAUUUAUAUUGUUUAUAAUUUAUCUGUUUGUUGCCAGAUAUAUUUAUGGGGUAAUAUCGUUUCUGGUAAAUAGGUAAAUAAUAAAAUUUUGAACUGCAAGCAUUUAAAUUAUACAGAUAUUAAUCAUAUACAUAGAUUAUAUUUACGUGUGUAUGUAACGUGAUUUUAAAUGAUGUUUUUUUGUAUGUAUUUGAGUGGGUGGGUGAUUUUAAUUUGAGAAGGUGAAUUUGGGAUGUAUAUAUUUCCUAUUUCACCCGAACGAAGUCGGAACGGGCAACUAGUUCAUAUUAAUGUUGAAAAUGAUAUAAUAAUAGUAACAAAGAUGUAUUCAAUAAUGAAACUAUGAUAAUUGAUAAAAUUUUGAAAUAUAGUUUCAAAAUUAAAAGGCCUUUAACUGCCUCACACACAGCACUUUUAAAUAAAUAUUGAAUAUAUUGAUUAAUCUACCGAUGAACCGUUACUCGAAUACAUAUUUCUCCGAACUGCUUCUGUAAAUGUAAUAAACAUUUUAAUUACUUGCUUUAAUAAAGAGUUGAACUCUUGUUAAAAUAAAUAUUUCAGCAUGGCUGAUGUAGUUUUUUAUUUAAAUGUUUUAUUGUGUAGUUUGUAUGUAAUUCUGUAUGCGUUCUCAUUAAUCACUAGUUAUAAGUAUUUCAUAAAAUUGUAUGUGUUUACGCGUGCAGGUUCGGUUUUAUUACGAUCUGUGUUCAUUUGUCCGUCUGUGUCCGUUUGAAUACUUACGUUUUUGUUAAGAUUUAUCGUUUAAGUCGAUUAUUAAUAAUAAUUUUUUUCAUAUAAUUGUGGAUUAUCCCGCUUAUUUUAUAUGAAUGCAAUGCGACGUCUUACAUAGUACACGGAAAGGUGCGUGAUCUGUUUAAACCAAUAAUUGAACUCAUUUCAAAAUUUACAUUACUUUUUUCUUUACCUUUACAACGAGGAGUACUUGAAUCUAAGAUUUUAUCUAAAUCUAUACUGAUAUUAUAGAGACGUAAAAUUUGUUUGUUUGUAUGUAGGGGAUAAUUUUCGGAACUAAUGAUCCAAUUCUAAAAAUAUAUCACUUAGAAUGUUAUAUUAUUCAACCGUAUCGUAUCAAAUACACCCGUGCGAAACCGGGGCGGGUCGCUAUGUAUUAAUAAAGAGAGCAAAACCACGAUCUGUCUUUUAAACAUUUUUCGUUUAAAUUUCAAUCUCAAUUCCGUUUAACUCUAAGUUAUACCGCGGAAUAUCAUUGCAAUUUCAUAUCAACAUUCUAGUUAUUUCGUGGAAUAGGAAUGUUCCCAUGUGACUUGAUUACUUGAAGUACUGCGCCAGGUAUAUUAAUGCGUAAUGAGAUUUAAAAGUACAGAUAUCUUAAUACAACUAUAUAUAAUAGAUAUUUGGAAAACAGUUUUUGUGUAUGUAUUGUAUUUACUUUUCAAAUAGACAGAUUAAUCCUCGUUUGUCUUUAAAAUAAUAAAUUAGGUAACUGAUUGUGGUUAAUGAGUUACUCUUAGUUAUAGCUCGACCAAAUUCAGUAUCAGUAAUAUUUUUUUUUUGAAUUUAUAUAAAAAAGCUUUUAGUAACUUCAAUGUUCCACGAUGUAAUCUACUUCCUUGUCACAUUUCAUUACAAUGCGUUCAACUUAGUGUUUGAGUAACGUAUGUACCAAGCACACGCCUUUGCAUUUAUAAUCUUAGUAGGACUUUAUAACAAAACACAGAUUAUACGGUAACUAGAAGAUAUUAUAUUAUUAAUUAAAUAAAGUACUUAAAUUCAAUUUCUAAACGAAAAAAAUCACAAACAAAAUCAUUUAUAGUGUGUUUUGAAUUCAUAUGUAAUAUGUACUUAAUGGUAGCAAUUUUGCAAGAACUCACUUCGUAGUCCACUCGUGAAAUGUGAAAUAUUACGGCGAUACGCCAUUUUGAUACGUGUAUCAUAUACAUUUUAUAAUUAUGAUAGUGGAUGUCGCAUAUAACAUUCCGACAUUUCUCGCUCAUGUUCUGCGGUGAGUUCGAGUUUCUUCUUACAGAAUACCUCCAUAGUUUCCGAACUAUAAACUGCGUAUAUCUAUAAAAUUACUUCCAGCUCUUACAACGUUGCUUCGUUCAACGUGAAAUAUACAAGAAACAUACUUUCAUUGUUUUUAUAUUAGUAAGGAAUUUUCUAGAACAGUUUAUUAUACGAAAUAUAAUCUACGUGUGUACAUUCAUACUAUCCGUGUAUACACGUAUAUUCAGCGUACUAAAAGUUAAGGACGAAAACAAUUUAGUUUGAAUUUUUUCUUCAAAUUUUUAUACGUUUAUUUUUUUCAGGACAGUUGCUUUAAUGUUUAAAGACUUUUUUUAAUAAUAUGUUUUUAUUAUAUUAUAUUUAAUAUCUAGUGUUAGGUGAUUAAGGAUUUAAUUAUUAUAGAGAGUAAUUUUCACCGUCCAUACGAUACAUUCCAGUAUUUAAGAAAGAAGGGGGAAUAUUACAUUCGAAUAGUAUUAAGUAUAGAUUUUAAUUGUAAGAAAUAAGAGGUAUUCAUUAUAUUUUGUAAAACAAAAUAGAUUAAAUUUUCGAAUUAAUUAUUAAACGUAUUAAAUUUAUUAAUGAUAAAUGAUUAAUUUCCGAUUGAGUAUUUACGUUGUAGGUUUAACAAACGAAGCUAAUGGUAUGUCCGAUUUGUUAUAAGGCAUCGGACAUAAUUGUAGUUUAAAUAUUUAUACUGACGUUUUUGAUAUACAAGAAUAGAUUCACGCUUGUCACGUUAGUAGUUCGAAGCGGGUGAAACGGCAAAAUGUAGUUACUUACGUAAUAAUUUUAUAUUCUACAACUUCGGAAACGCUCCACAUCUUCUGGAAUAAGUUUUAUUACCAUACUUAUAUUGGUUUUGUGGAUUUUAAUUUUUUAUUACUAGAAUAAAAACCUUCUCAUUUAUUACUAUAGAUUACAGCCUUUAAGCAAACUCUACUAUUUGAGUAAUGUUUGCUUCAUAAGUAAGAACAUUUUCAUAUAAUGACAUAUUUAAAAUCCGGAAUGCAAAUAUGUGUAAACCACGUAACAGCCUGUAAUGUUCUACGGCUGGGCAAAGGUGCUCUCUUAAGGAGAAGGUUUAAAGCUUAUUCCACCACGCUGCUCCAAUGCGGAUUGGAGGCUGUUUAAGUUACCGUGUUUCAAAGGACACAUGCAUUUCAGAGAUGCAGCCCGCUGACAUAUGCGGUAGUUUAUGCAGUAAUUAACAGUUGACAUCAAUAAUAAUUACAAACUUAAGCGACAAAAGUUAUAACAAAAAUACUACGUCGUUUUUCCGUACCGGGAAUUUGCAUUCGCUUUGAUUUUUGACUACAUAUAAUAUUCCGUACGCUCCAUCCGCCCUUUGAGAUAAUCCGUUACAAGCAGUUUAUUUUCAUCGAUAUUAUAGAACACAAGAUUAAUUAUAAACAAAAUAAGCACACGAAAACUCUGCAAUGUUUCUGUCGAGAAUUACGUCAAGAAUCUAGUGUGAGUUUAUUAUAUUAAAAAAAUUAAAAUAUUUAUAAAAUUUAUAGAAAUUGUUGUUUUAUAACACGAUAUUCCGAUUUUAUUAAUAUAUUUAAGCUACUUAGAUUAAAAAUGUUUAACUCCGAAUAGUCAUUUUUUAUUAAUCUUUCUGAUAUGAUAUACAAUAGGUAAAUACAUUUGUAUCUCGUAAAAGUUAUUCGAAAUAAACAAUUCCAUAUUAUAGAAUCAUUUUUGUAACAUAAUUUUGAAUACGCAUACAAUAUAAUAUAAAUAAUCUCGUGAAAUAAAACCGUACUUUGAGUAAUUAAAACAUUUUACACUCGAUCGUAAAACGUAGUAAAGUGACUUAGGGUGAUGGCGAUAUUUUGAUACGUGUUUUUCUUUUUAUUGGUAUUAUAAUUAUUGUAACAAAAGACGCUUAUAAGCAAUAUCACUUUUUGACAUUUUGCGAUCGGUUUCUCAAUAAAGUUUAGAGAUUUUUCUCACAUAGUAAUUUAAAUUUACUGUCGAGAUACGUAGAAGUAAUAUCAAGGUCUUAAUAUUCUGCGGCAAUAUUAUACUUAAAUAGGGUAAGGAUGUAUUUAGCCCUAAUUAUUUUAUAAAAUUAUGUACUUUCAAAUUUUUAAAGUAACAUUAUAUUUUGAAAAGACAAAAAUAAGUUAGUGUGUAUAAUAUUAAUAUAAUCACAAGUAACUUUAAUAUUUUUAGUAAUUUUAAGAUUGUAUGUAUAUAUUUGAAGCCCUUGGGAAGUCCGUCCAAUUGAUAGAUUAGUAAUUAUUUUGUUAUAAGUGUUGAUAUUAUUAUUAUUACAUUUUUAUACGUAAGUGUGUCAUAGAAUAAAAUCAAUUCGAUAAUGGAAGGUAAACAUUCGCUACUGUCGAUUUUAUUAAUAAAUUAAUAUUUAAUUUAAGUGCUUAUUGUUAUUCUCGAUUAAAUUUGAAAUAAAAUUCUAGUAAUAAAACAAUAAAAAUCUUUAUUCUAUUUAUUUACCGCCGCGACACAAGAUCGUGUUA
Vanessa atalanta (red admiral) is the source of this 6044-nucleotide messenger RNA. It is a transcript of the gene grnd, whose product is annotated as protein grindelwald. Bases 161 to 880 code for a protein of 239 amino acids. The transcript has 5 exons. NCBI's taxonomy places the organism in Eukaryota, Metazoa, Arthropoda, Insecta, Lepidoptera, Nymphalidae. The record is from RefSeq and is a predicted model, not a curated record.